Messenger RNA from Lagopus leucura (white-tailed ptarmigan), 8457 nucleotides. RefSeq names its product leucine rich repeat containing 8 VRAC subunit A (gene LRRC8A). The coding region runs from base 215 to 2647 and encodes 810 amino acids. The record is from RefSeq and is a predicted model, not a curated record. NCBI's taxonomy places the organism in Eukaryota, Metazoa, Chordata, Aves, Galliformes, Phasianidae. Gene Ontology annotation, molecular function: protein binding. The transcript is spliced from 4 exons.
GGGCCGCCUCGGUGCGGACAAAAGGAGCCCGAGCCGGCGCGAGGGAGGGUGGGGGCUGAAGAGGGUCGGUGCGGACAGGGAAGCUGUUCCCAUGGCGUGUGGGGAAUGCAACGCUUCAGCACCUGCUCAGGAUCCAGCACGAAGGAACAUCAUCCACUUCCAGCACAGAGAACUGAAGUGCAGAUAGCAGAACCCAACUGCAGGGUGGUGAAUCAUGAUUCCAGUCACUGAAUUGCGAUACUUUGCUGACACUCAGCCAGCAUACCGCAUCCUGAAGCCAUGGUGGGACGUAUUCACGGACUACAUUUCCAUAGUGAUGCUGAUGAUUGCAGUGUUUGGAGGGACUCUUCAGGUCACCCAGGACAAAAUGAUUUGUUUGCCCUGUAAAUGGAUUACCAAAGACUCUUGCAAUGACACUGUCAGAGGUUGGACAGCUGUAACCCCAGAGCGUAUUUACUAUAACUCUAGUCUUGUUCCCUCUGCUGAUACAGGGCCCACAGGGAUCCAAUAUGAUUUGGACCGGCACCAGUAUAACUAUGUGGAUGCGGUGUGUUAUGAGAACCGCCUUCACUGGUUUGCCAAGUAUUUUCCUUAUCUGGUGCUGCUACAUACUCUUAUCUUCCUGGCUUGUAGCAACUUCUGGUUCAAAUUUCCAAGGACCAGCUCCAAGCUGGAGCAUUUUGUGUCUAUUUUGCUUAAGUGUUUUGACUCUCCAUGGACAACAAGGGCAUUAUCUGAGACAGUGGUGGAAGAGAGCGAUACCAAGCCAGCAUUUGGGAAAAUGAAUGGCUCCAUGGACAAGAAAUCCUCCACGGUCAGUGAGGAUGUGGAAGCCACUGUUCCCAUGCUGCAAAGAACAAAGUCUCGAAUUGAACAAGGAAUCGUGGACCGAUCUGAGACAGGUGUUUUGGACAAGAAGGAAGGUGAACAAGCCAAAGCACUCUUUGAAAAAGUGAAGAAGUUCCGUACGCAUGUGGAAGAGGGAGAUAUAGUGUAUCGCCUCUACAUGAGGCAGACCAUCAUCAAAGUAAUCAAGUUCAUUCUUAUCAUCUGCUAUACUGUUUAUUACGUCAACAACAUAACAUUUGAUGUUGACUGUAAGGUGGACAUUGAGAGCUUGACUGGCUACAGGAUGUAUCGCUGUGCUCAUCCUUUGGCCACUCUCUUCAAAAUCUUGGCAUCUUUCUACAUCAGCUUGGUGGUAGUCUAUGGCUUGAUCUGCAUGUACACGCUCUGGUGGAUGCUGAGGCGAUCACUCAAGAAGUACUCCUUUGAGUCUAUCCGUGAGGAAAGCAGUUACAGUGACAUUCCUGAUGUGAAAAAUGACUUUGCUUUUAUGCUCCAUUUGAUUGAUCAGUAUGACCCCCUGUAUUCCAAGCGCUUUGCUGUCUUUCUGUCGGAGGUGAGUGAGAACAAGCUGCGGCAGCUGAACCUCAACAAUGAGUGGACUUUGGAGAAGCUGCGUCAGAGGAUCACAAAGAACUCUCAGGAUAAGCUGGAACUGCAUCUGUUCAUGUUGAGUGGCAUUCCUGACACGGUCUUUGACCUCAUAGAGCUGGAGGUCUUGAAGCUGGAGCUUAUCCCUGAUGUCACCAUUCCCCCAAGCAUUGCUCAGCUCACCAGCCUUAAGGAACUAUGGCUUUACCACACCGCUGCCAAAAUUGAGGCUCCAGCCCUGGCCUUCUUGAGGGAGAAUUUGAAAUCUCUCCACAUCAAGUUCACAGACAUCAAGGAGAUCCCUCUUUGGAUUUAUAGCCUGAAGACACUAGAAGAGCUUCAUCUGACGGGGAAUCUGAGUGCUGAGAACAACCGGUACAUUGUAAUAGAUGGAUUGAGGGAGCUGAAGAGGCUAAAGGUGUUGAGGUUGAAGAGUAACCUCACCAAGCUGCCGCAGGUGGUGACAGAUGUUGGUGUGCAUCUUCAGAAGCUUUCCAUUAACAACGAGGGCACCAAGCUCAUUGUUCUCAACAGCCUUAAGAAAAUGGUCAACCUGACAGAGCUGGAGCUGAUCCGUUGCGACUUGGAGCGCAUUCCUCACUCCAUCUUUAGCCUCCACAAUCUGCAAGAGAUAGACCUGAAGGACAAUAACCUCAAGACCAUUGAGGAAAUCAUCAGCUUCCAGCACUUACAUCGUCUCACUUGCCUUAAAUUGUGGUACAACCACAUUGCCUACAUCCCCAUGCAAAUAGGCAACCUCACCAAUUUAGAGCGCCUUUACCUGAAUCGUAACAAGAUAGAAAAGAUUCCUACCCAGCUCUUCUAUUGCAGAAAACUUCGGUAUUUGGAUCUCAGCCACAACAACUUGACUUCCAUACCACCAGACGUAGGACUUCUUCAAAACCUGCAGAACCUAGCUGUGACAGCCAACAGGAUUGAGACUCUCCCGCCAGAGCUGUUCCAGUGCAGGAAGCUGAGAACCUUGAACCUGGGAAACAAUGUGCUGCAGUCACUCCCAUCCCGUGUUGGAGAGCUGACAAACCUAUCACAGAUAGAGCUGCGAGGAAACCGCUUGGAGUGCCUGCCAGUGGAGCUGGGAGAGUGUCCUCUGCUGAAACGCAGCGGGCUUGUGGUGGAGGAGGACUUGUUCAACACGCUGCCCUUGGAAGUCAAAGAGCGGCUGUGGAGGGCAGACAAAGAGCAAGCCUGAGCCCCCAAAAGGCGGGGAGGAACCACUGACCAACAAGAAGGAAACACAAGGCCAUUCCAGUCCCCUUUCUCCCAGGUCCUCCCCUUCCUCUUCUCCAGUCACUAUCGAACUAGCCAAGGAGUCCCUGAACAGUGACGACUCUGAGGCUACUUCUUGCCUCGGGUGCAGGAUUGUGGAAAGCUUGGGAUCAGGAUGAGGAUCAAGACAGGUUAGAUGGCUCCUGAGCAAGGGCCAGUGGGAGUAAGAGAUGUUGCUGCUGUUUUGGACAGGAAGUGAAGUGGGUGGUGCUGGAAAAGAGAUGACCUCCUUUGGAUGGAGGAGAAAAGGAAACGUGGGGAUUGCUGCCUUGCUUCGAAUGGGGAUUAUAGUGUCAGGGAAUGAGUGUCCUGCAAGCAAUGAUCAAGAGUCUAGGAAACUUCCUGUACCUCCUUGUCUGUGACACCUGGUACUAUUCCCCUCCAAAUCAGCAAUUCAGUAAGUGAGGCCCCACAGAGUGCUAGGGAUAGGAGAGAGUUGAUUAUUCUACCUAGAUGCUGGCAUUGGGAUUUUGGGGGGUAAAUUUAUCUCAGACAUCAAUUUGGAUGCAGGAAUGUGUUUUUUGUUACAAAUUGUCUUCUCUCCCUUGUGUUUGACACCCUGUCUUCUUCCCCUGGGGAAGGAGUUCUCCCUCCAGAACUCCAUCUGUGCAUUAGAGAUUGCACUUUUUAGCAGUUUCAAGUCACUUGUGCUAAUGAGUUGAUCACAUAGCAUCCUCUUCUCCAACUGAUGCAUUGGAGGCUCUAACCAAAAUAAUUCCAGGCCUUUAGCCUGUUCUGAAAUGGCUAGAAUACAAAUGAUCUGGAUAAUACAAAAGAUCUGGAUUAAAAGCAGUUGGUCUGCCUCAUCUGUUCUCCCAGAAGCACUGAGUUGCUUCAUGAUCUUGGCUUUUAAAGUUUUCAAGCUGCUUUUAAGUUCCCGAUGCUCUGUCACAUAACAAACGCAGAUGUAAAACCAGUGUGUCAAGGUGUCCCCUGGGGCUGGCAGUGUUUAUAGUAAAGAGGAAUAACUCAGUUUUCCUCUGCCCAAAAAACUGUUAGAUUUGUUGCCAAUUUUUUAUUUUUUUUUUUUUUUAGGAACAAAAUCUACAGAGCAGCUUAAUUGUUUUCUUGUUGUCUUUCACCCUUCAGCAGCUGUCAGUUCCUGUUAACCUCUUAAUAAGAGGCUGACGCUGAUUGAACUUGGUGCUGGAAAAGUAACCUGUCCUAUUCUUCCCUGUUUCAUUCCCCUGUUGUUAAGGAGCAGUAUGAGAAUCCUCUGAGGACUGAUCCCUUGAACAGAGCAAUCUUUAUUGAAACAAGUCUGACCUGUUUGGUAUUGCUUGACAAAACCCUGCACGGGGUAGAUAACCUGUGAUAGCUGCUGCUACUCAUGUCUCGAGGUGGAGUGGUGAAGGUGUGUCUCCAAUACACCCAAAGUCUGCCAUUUUCCAUCAGAAGGAACAGGAGGCUCACAGGCUGCAGGUCCUGAUUGUAAUGCUCUGCAUCGAGCCAACAGGUUUGUCUCCAAGGUGGAGUGCUGCAAACAGGCAUGAAAUGUUUGGAGGCUUCCUGUGUGCACAAAGGGAGGAAGCUGCAGCCAUCUCUGAAGCAGUUCCUGACAAACUGCCAGUGAGAGUGCUGGCUUAGCAAACCCUGAUGAUCCCUUGGAUGUUGGUGCAAUAGGGCGCUAUGGCUUUUCUCAUGAGAUGUAAGAUAUGAAAUAUACACACUAAACAUGCUGAAACCAUGAACAAUGUUAACUGGGCUCUGGAUUUGUUGAUGUUCAGAUGCUUAAAUAAAGCUGUAUUAAAAUCUAGGAAAUCUGUUUAUAAAACUGCUUUUAAGGAAGAUGUAAAUUCUGCCUCCCUUAGUUCACUGUUAAGCUUUAAACAGUCCAGAGGAAUAAUAUAAUUUUCUUUAUCUGGAAGGCAAGGCACUGUUUCUAACAGAGUUAGUGUUCAAAUUAUGUUAGAGUUGGAGCCACUGCCAAAUUGAUGGGAAACAUUAAUCCAAAAUGCACUGCAUCAGAGCAAGCACUGGUGCUGAGGAGUGUUGGUGCUGAUGCAUUUUGGAUUGGAUUCAUGCACACAAGCAUUUUGAAUUGGUGGGACAGGAAUUGUAAGGUAGACUUACUGCUGCUUGGGUAAGACAGGAAUGGCUUUAGGCUUAGCUACAGCAGUACUGUUUUCCAGGCACUUUCUCAAGGUGGCUGUAGGGGCUGUUUGGAUGGCAAAGGAAACCUCGUUUUCUUCCUUACUCUGUGCCAAAAGAUUGCUGGAGAGUAAUGGCAAUUGAAUGGAGAGACUUGAAGUCUGUGUUGUAUUCAAGGCCACUGGGUAAUCUGUUUACAGCAUGUGUGUUUCAGGCUAGACAGGGCUGAAGGGCAAUGUACCUCGUAGGAUUUUAACCUAGCUUACAGGAACAGUUUUCUCCUGUGUGUCUAGGACAUUGUAGAUGAAUGCUUUAACUCUUGAUUCGAGGUAUGAUGUCACUUAUACAACUAAGCUUUGUGCAGCUAGGCCAAAAGUUUCUAUAAGCAGCUCCUGCUUUUAUGCUGCAGUGCUUCUAGAAGCUUGCACAUCUCCUGAGCUCUGCUAUGUAUCUCAGUGCCGAAUCCAUAGGAGAAGUGGACAAUAGGCUAUUGUGCUAGAAGUGAGCCUCUAACUUCUUAUCAAAUGACAGCUAUACUUCUGCUGCUUGCUGAGUAGAAACUGCCCUAUGCCUGAGGUCUACAAAGCAAUUUUAAGACAGGCCAGUAUUGAUCAUGCAUGGAAACACUAGCUUUUUUGCUCCUUUUUCAAUAUUCAAAGCUCAGUUUUUCAGUCUUGGCUGUUAGAGCUUGAGGUAUCUCAAAGCUGUCACUCAGAAAGCUAAGUAGUUUGAUAGCUUCUUGUACCAGAAACGCAGGUGGCACGAAAAUAUAUUGCCAUUCUGGAAGACAGCAAUAUUUACCUGCUCCUGACGUGUGCUUCUUGGUCUUCCAUGGAAGAGAUAGUGAUUUCAUAGUAUCAGUUUCAUGUGAUGAAAUGGAGGAAGCUUUAAAACUUAAAUGAUAGGGUCUAAAACGUGAGGUCCUGAACACAUUUACAGCUCGGACUUCCUGUAAAGCUCACCCCACAGCAGGGUGAUUCACUCAACUUCCCAUACCUGCCUGCAUUGCUCAGUCUGAGGGAUGGGCUUACAUCAACAAUCCUUCCUCAUUUGCAAGUGUUCAGUCAGUGUAUAUCAUAAUUUUUCUUUCAAUCUCUGUCAAACUGAAGCUUUGCUUUUUCUGACACAAAUCUGCACAUUCAGGAAGAAAAGCUCACCUUAUGCAGACAAUCAACAGGUCAGUGUCUUCUUGUCCUGACCUGUCUUUUCAAAGCACUCUAGUUGGUAGCAAAACAGAUUUAUUAGCUGCUAAAUCACAAAACAACUUGAAUUAAAACAGUUUCCUUAAUAGCACUGCUGAGCUGAAUGAAUUCUUGGACCCCCUGUUGAUCUUGAGCAUGCUCACCCCAUGCUAGGACUGGAGGUUAGUAAACAGAAUUCUACCUUUCACUCCCAACUGCCCCAAAAAGUACUAAGUUACAAUGGAUUAUUUGAACCACCUGUAAGGUGGGUGGUGCCAAACCUAUUAAAUGUGUUAAAAUUUGCUGUAUCUCUGAAACUAUGCACUGGAAUGUUAGAUGAAGUUUUUCUUUGGAGUUGUUUUCUGACCUUGUUUUGGUCCCUAGUUAACUCAGCAGUGGGAAUUAAGUCACUCCAUCAGUCUGAAUGGUGAAAUGUAAGCCCAAUGCAAGCUGUUACAGGUAUCUGUUGUGAUGUGCUGUUCUUUGGUAUUAAUUGUCACUUCUUGAGUGUCCUACCUCAUUUUUUAUUUCUCUUAUUACCAUUUCUACACUCCACUUAGCUGAUUUCGUUUUAAUUAAAGCAGAUGCUUGGUGUCAUUACCACAAAUAGUAUGAAGUGGCUUUCUGUUGCUGAACCACACCGAAGCCCUCUUCUUUUUCUAACACGAUUCUAGGAAUUUCAGAACAAUGACACAUCCUUUGCAGGAGAUGAUACAUAAAAACUGUUACUGAUUUCACAGAAUCACAGAACUGUAGGGGCUGGAAGGGACCUCUAGAGGUCAACCAAUCCACCCCCCUGCACAGCAGGCUCCCAGGACCAGGUUGCACAGGCAGGCAUUCAGGUGCCUUUGCUUGAAUGUCCCCAGCGAAGGAGACUCCACAGCCUCCCUGGGCAGCCUGUCCAGUGCUCUGUUACCCUCACUGUGAAGGAGUUCUUGCACACGUUUGUGUGGAACUUCCCAUGCUUCAUUUUGUGGCUGUUUCCCCUUGUCCUAUCACCAUGCACAGCUGGGAAGGGUCUGUCUUUGUCCCUUUGCCCCCACACCUUAGAUAGAUGUAGAUGUUGAUCAGAUCCCCUCUGAGUUGUCUUUUCUCAAGGCUGAACAGGCCCAGCUCAUUCAGCCUUUCACUUGAGAGGUGCUCCAGGCUCUCUAUCAUCUCUGUGGCCUCUGCUGGAGUCUUUCCAGGGGAUCCCUGUCUUUUUUGUACCAGGGAGGCCAGAACAGGAUCCAGUGCUCCAGGUGAGGCCUCAAUAGGGCAGAGUAGAGGGGGAGGAUCACCUCCCUUGCCCCGCUGGCCAUGCUCUUUUUAAUGCACCCCAGGAUGCCAUUUAACAGUUGUGACAUCAUUUCCCUUCCUUACCUUUUUCCAUUUCAGAAAGGGACUUUCAUGGUUUGAUUUCUCGAUUUAUUUUCAGUCCUUCAGGGGAGGAAUUGUUUCUUCCUUGAUAGCUGUGCCUUCUCUAGAGGCACAUUAAGGUGAACUCUCCACUGAGGCAUCGUUCCUUUUAGUGCACGUGCAGUUAUCUUUGCCUGAAGCCAGCUGUUCCCUCUGGUUCUUCUCUUUUUGUUUGUGGAGAGCAUGGAGAGAUUUCUUAGAUGUUGGUGUGACUUUUCUCACUGAAGAUCAAGGUUGUACCAUAAGCGGUAGCAUCACCUGCUCUGAAAUGCUGCCCUCUAUAAGGCUGUGUGAAUGCUAAAUGGGAAAACUAUCAUUUAGAUUUUGUUUGGAUUUGUUUCCUUUUAUUGCAUUUAAAAAAUGAUUUAUUUUUUUACUGCUGUUUGGCCACACAGUGAAUUCUGUAGUCUUAAUAAAAAUGUGCCAAAAUAUUUUCCUGUCCUAUCUGCAUUGUAACAGUGCUCGAAGCAGAGCUGGACAAGAGUAUUGUCAGAUUUGAACCCUUUCCAUCCCUCCAGCUGCAGUGUUAGAUGAAUGUUAAAAUGUUGGUGGUAGUGUGAAAUCCUCCAGAAAUUUCAUCUGAAAUCCCUUUUCAAAAGUAACUACGCUUGAACUGUUGGACCCCAAAAACUAAGGUGAACUCUGCGUGCAUUCACACAAAGGCUUAAUUUGGAACGUCUGGAAAUACCCUUCCAUUCUUUCCUAUCUCUCCUUUAAAGGAAGUUCAUUGGACAAUAGGGAGAAUUUUUCCAGGCUGAACUUAAUGAGAAGGGGGCUAACGGGCCUGAGUCAUCUACAGCUGCCAGAUGCAUCCAUUUAAGUAAGGCACUACUCACAGCUUGGACGUGGCUCCCUGCCGCUCUGUAGAUGCGCUCGCAGGGUUGUGGUUUGGCAUGCAGGACCUGUGCUUGGUGUAACACUGCUGACAUUCGCUCUGUAUGCGGGGUUGCUCGGGCAGCUGAUCAGCAGCACCUCCACCGUAAGCACCGAAGGCUGCUAUUGUUUUCUCUUGAGAGAUGUGUAAGACUGGACACUUUAACAGAAUAAAAGUUUAACUUUUUAA